Molecule: messenger RNA, 834 nt
Organism: Colletotrichum truncatum
Lineage: Eukaryota; Fungi; Ascomycota; Sordariomycetes; Glomerellales; Glomerellaceae
Product: GPI-anchored protein
Source: RefSeq, a predicted model, not a curated record
AUGUACUCCUCUUUGAAGACUAUCCUGGCUUUGGGCAUGGCCUCUGUGGCUUUGGCCCAGCACUCCAAGCAGGAUGAUGAGAUGGGCCCCGCCGCCUUCAUGUGGCCUGCCGACAGAGUAUGGAGCGGUGACAUGGACAACCAGGAGCCUUGCGGCUCCAGGUCUGGUGUUGCGAACAGAACCGAGUUCCCCCUUGUUGGCGGUAAGGUUGCUCUCGUCGCUCAGGACGACUACUACAACACCCAAAUCUCCAUCUCCUACAGCAACGACCCCAAGUCCAACAGCGACUUCACGACCCUCAUCAAGGAGCAGAGCGUCGCGGACCUGAACCCGGGCCACACCUGCGUCGACAUCCCCAACCCUCCCAGCCAAAUCACGGCCGGGAGCAACGCCACGCUCCAGAUCAUCUACCGCGCCGACUGGGACGCCCCCCACAACCAGACCUUUUACGCCUGCGCCGACAUCCGCUACGUCGAGGCCGCCAACUUCGUCACCCGCAUCCCCUGCUUCAACGCCACCGAGCCCGGCGAGGACGACAUCGCCGCCACCGCCAAGCCCAGCUCCUCCAGCGCCGCCGGCAACAGCGGUUCCUCCUCUUCUUCUGGAGGCGGCAGCAAGGGUCUCUCUGGCGGCGCCAUCGCCGGUAUCGUCAUUGGCGCCGUCGCCGGCGUCGCUCUGCUCAUCGGCGCCGCCCUCUUCUUUUACCGUCGCAGCCAGCAGCAGAAGCGCAACUCCCGCCUCGCCCGCAUGGAGGAGAACGCGAGGAACUCUGAGCACUGGAACGCCGCCAAGGAUUCUACUUCCCAGAGCAGCGUCCAGCUUCAGAACCGAUAA